GCUGUGGGUGAUUCUCAGGAAAAUGGAACAGCGUUUCAACCGCUUUUGUCUUGGGUGAGUUGAAUGCCCGAUUUUUUUAAGUAAGUGAUAAAUAUUUUCUUCGGAUCUUAAUUCAGAUUUCUUUUUUAUGUCAUAUCAAAGUUUGUGUCAUAAAACGAGCUACUUAUAAGAAUGACCCAAGCACCAAUGCGCAAUGGCAAUGGCUUGGCAGCCUCGUGAACAUUGGCGGAUAUUCGCUAACACUUGGACAGCAUGUUAUCGGGUGUAUCGUCGAUAAGGCGACGGAGCGCGCGCACGCGACCAGUGCCGCGGUACCCUCCGGCGCAAGAGCCGCGCUUCGCCAGCCCGUCAACCUCGCCUCGAUAAAUAUUAUACAACUGAUACCAUUACCGGCGAUUGUUUUGUAAACUGACUUGUUGUGACAAGGAUUGCUUUUACUUUGACUUGUGCGGUUGAACAGAAGCAAAUUAGGCGCUGUUUAUAAGAAGAUUACAACUUCGCGUCUGUACAAUGGCGAUGAAAGAAUGGCUACAACGGCUGCCCCCGCCGCGCUCGCUGCUCGCGCUGCUGCUGGCCACGGCCGGCUUCAGCGGGCGGCUGUUCGCCUCGCACGUUACCAACUCGCCCACACUCGUCGUCGACACCUGCCAUGCGCUGUGCCGCCUGGUGGGGCUCAUUACCACGCUUAUCGCCUACAAGUUCUCGCGCGCCGACGAGAACGCCGGGCGUGAGGGCAAGCUGCGCAACACGUUCGGCUGGGCGCGCAUCGAGGUGGUGGGCCGGCUGUCCGUGCACGUGCUCUUCGCCUCCUUCGCGUUCGCGCUUGUCGUCAACGCGCUGCAGCUUGGCGUGCACUCCUCGCACGUGCAGCCGCCGAGGUUUCCGCGCGUCAUUGUCGCCACCGCUGUCAUUGGACUACUGCUGCAUGCGUUGAACUACAUGCUUCUUGCCGGUCGCGAGUUGAGCUACAGCCGGCGCCUAAGCAUGACGGAGAGCGGCGGCGUGGUGCUGAAGCAGGGCGUCGGCGAGCCAGUCCUCGCACAUGCGCCCACUGACAUCGCUAGCAGUUUGUUCGUGAUGGGCGCCGGGCUCACGUUGGAGUGGGAGGGAUAUGCGGCAGGCAUCGUUGACCCCGCACUCUCUGCUAUCGCCGCCAUUGUGCUUGUUUGCUUCAACUAUCCUUUCAUGCGUUCAGCGGGCAUGAUCCUAUUACAAACCGUGCCAGAGGGGCUGGGCGCAUGCGAGCUGAAGGCGGCGGCACUGCGCGUGCCCGGCGUACUGGCCAUCCACGAGCUGCACGUGUGGCAGCUGCACCGCGACCACGUCGUGGCCACCGCGCACGUCGCCUACUCCUCGACAAAGGACUACUUGAAGACGUCAGCGCUCGUGUGCGACGUGUUCAAGCGCCACGGCAUCGGUCUAGUCACGCUACAGCCAGAGUUCAUGCUGACCCAACUCGUCGGCACAGAGGAGGAGAAGAGAACACUAAUACAGUUGGCAAAUGAAGCGUGUGCCAACCCCUGUGCUAAGGAAUGCAUUGGCCCGCGGUGCUGCGAGCCGCCUCCCAAACCUAAAGUCGUGCGGGUGUGAGCAGCCCCUUACAACUGAAUAUUUCUUGCCAUAGGUUCACACCAAAGAUCGAAGCACCAGUAUCAAACGUAGAAAUAGUUAUCGUCUAACUCUUGUUUUUAAAUCCGAGAACUUAAAAAGACGAGACAGCAGGUAAAGCCUCUAUUGUCAAAAAUGAAAUGUCUGUUAUCAUUAACCCCGUUGGUACUAUUUCGGAGUCCGGGGUCUGCUUUUCCCCAAAUGAAUGCGACGACGAUUCAAUUAAUUUGACCGUUGAAGUACGGAAUUCACUGGUGCUUUGAUUCUUGGUAGGUAAUUUUACUCGAUUAAGUUAUUUUGUUAUACAUGUACAUAGUAAUUGAAUUAAAUGUGUCUAAUUAAGUAAUAGGUAAGUGAAUCACUGUAAAUUCAGUCAAGUGUUUAUAGUCUAUAAAAAGAUUAAAACACACUACAAAAGCACAACCAAAGAAAGUCCAUUGAACUGCCGUUAAAAACGAAGUUUCUAUUACACGAGGCUUAGGUAAGGCCAGCAUUCUGCCAGCACCUAGUACCAGUGCGGGUGAAAGUGAGUGAUGAAUGAAAUCGCGCUGUACAUAGUUUGCUGCGUACACGUUACAAAUGACAGCCGGGUAGGUAAUUAGGUUUGUGGAGUCAGCACGAUCGUUCCGCCAUCAUUUACAGUUAAUGAAGACAUUUUAAAGUUAGCACGUUGCUAGUCAAUUCAAAACUCUUUGCAUGACUAAAUAUUUAGAUAGGUUGGUACCAUACUGAAGGCGACUCCUAAAGCCUACCGCCAUUCAAAGUAACGCAAAACCAAACUAACAAGUUCAAACUAGCACAAGUUGCUGCUACCCUACAACCAUACUCUUCCCCGUGAGAAAAGGCUAAGUUCGGUCACGUUGGACGGCUGUUGUUUGGGUAGUUGCAGUUAUCCCAAUAGACGCACGUGCCCCAACUGACCUUAAUACUGAUGAAACAUGAAUAUGAUGCUCAAAUGAAAGAAGUAACCUUCAUAAUCAAUAAUGUUCAAGCUACGCAUUAUCUACCUACUAUAUAAAAAUAUUCAAUAAUAACAAUUAAAUUGUUUGUUCGUUUCAUUACUCAUUCACACAACUGUAUGUUAUGAAUAUUAUGAUAGACACCUGUGGAGACGUUGUUACACUCAAGUACCUACAUUGCAGACAACGUAUCACAGGUACCUCGUAAUACAUACGACUUACGAGUAUGUAAUAGUCUAACUUGUUACCAAUAGGUACUCAUGAUUAAGGUUUACGCGCAACGUUUCCUUAUCUUUUCCAAUUAUACCAUUUCUGAUGAGAUAUUUCACCGGGUUAAGUAUGGGGAAACUUAUUAAACAUUUGAUGUACCUAAGUAGAAAAAUCCUGAUGAAUGGAAUCAGAAAUAUAAAAUCUGAAUGGAAUACCUUUUUGUACAGAAUUUUCAUUACCAAACGUAGAAAGGUGUGUGAAAGUGAUACUUGCUGAGGCCGAACCAAACCUAUCCCUUUCAAACCGCUUCAUAGAUAAUCAAUGAUCCAUUUUCAGAGCAUGAGAAAUGAAAAAUUACCUGCAUUAAUAAAUACAAAUGAGCCACGCGAUUUAGAAAAUAAGUUGUGAUGUUCCUCGACAGUAUUAGGACAACUAAUUAGUAAAGAAGGUAAGUAGGUAACUUACCCGGCUACUAGGCUAGGGUAAUUAGAGUAAUUAUAAGCGGUAAGUUAAAUUGUAAGAAUUUUGUGUACAAAACUUGUUGACAAAUUGUUAUAAAUAAAUUUAAGUGAGUUUUAA
Messenger RNA from Cydia pomonella (codling moth), 3356 nucleotides. It is a transcript of the gene ZnT77C, whose product is annotated as proton-coupled zinc antiporter SLC30A1. Gene Ontology annotation, biological process: zinc ion transmembrane transport; detoxification of zinc ion; intracellular zinc ion homeostasis. Gene Ontology annotation, cellular component: membrane. The transcript is spliced from 9 exons. The coding region runs from base 511 to 1590 and encodes 359 amino acids. Gene Ontology annotation, molecular function: zinc ion transmembrane transporter activity. NCBI's taxonomy places the organism in Eukaryota, Metazoa, Arthropoda, Insecta, Lepidoptera, Tortricidae. The record is from RefSeq and is a predicted model, not a curated record.